CAAGAAUGAAAAUCUGAAGUACAGAAAGCACCACGCCAGGAUAGCUGCGUGGCUACGGAGACACACGUGACCUGUGGCCACAGUUAGCUCGCUUCCAGGCAUAGGAUGAGGGAUCAAAAAAUGAGUGAACCAGCAGAAAAACACAAUUCACUUCAAGAGAACCAAACUGAUCAAAGUUCUCCUGAAAAAAGCUAUCAAAUUGGACAAAAGCAGUUGCAACAAAUCGAGCGGCAGUUAAGAUGUCUGGCAUUUCAAAAUCCUGGACCACAGGUGGCUGACUUUAAUCCUGAAACAAGACAGCAGAUAAAGAAAGCACGGAUGUCAAAGAUGAAUGAAUAUUUUUCUGUGAAAUACAAAGUCAUGAGGAAGUAUGACAAGAGUGGCAAGCUGAUCUGCAAUGAUGCAGACCUCUGUGACUGCCUGGAGAAGAACUGUCUGGGCUGCUUCUACCCCUGUCCCAAGUGCAACUCCAACAAGUGCGGGCCCGAGUGCCGCUGCAACCGGCGCUGGGUGUAUGAUGCCAUCGUUACGGAGACCGGGGACAUCAUCAGCACCCUGCCCUUCACCGUCCCAGACUAG
Sorex fumeus (smoky shrew) is the source of this 579-nucleotide messenger RNA. It is a transcript of the gene ARL14EPL, whose product is annotated as ADP ribosylation factor like GTPase 14 effector protein like. The transcript has 4 exons. The record is from RefSeq and is a predicted model, not a curated record. The coding region runs from base 106 to 579 and encodes 157 amino acids. Lineage: Eukaryota; Metazoa; Chordata; Mammalia; Eulipotyphla; Soricidae.